AUGGAGCCGCGGUCUUUGGAGCGCGAGGGUGUUAUGGAGCCCGCGCCAGAGGCGCCGGGGCCAGUGGAGAGUUCGAUGGUGUCGUUCGGGCUGGCUCCGAUGGCGGAAAGCGUGCCGUGGCAGGGAACAAAGACUUCGACGGAAGCCGUGUCAGAGCCAGAGUCAAAUGGCCCGAUGUCAGAAAGUGUGCUAGAUCGAUUUCUCGCCCCAUGGGUCGUCAUGGGCCGGGACAUCCACACGUUGGGGCGAGGGUCGCAGCUGGUGGUCACUGGCAACAUGCGUGAUGCGCAGGUGCCGGCGCUCCUGGUGGACAAGGACGGCGCGGCGCCGCACGAGGAGACGGUGCUAGACCGAUUUCUCGCCCCAUGGGUCCUCAUGGGCCGGGACAUCUACACGUGCGGGCGAGAUCUGCUAGAAGCUGUCCUCGCGUACACCGAAGUGGGCGAGGGCGAAGCAUUGAAGGCGUUUGGCUUUCACGAUACCCCCAGCCUCAAGUGGCAUGCGCGAUGCUGUGAUGACGAGGAGGAUGACGUCUCCGUUGGUGCACCCCUUGUGCUUCGAGUGGGGCACGAGCUUGCCGUUCUUUCUGCACUGCUGUCGAUUGCCGGUGGAAUGCCGGCUGUGGAUCCAGGGCUGGCUCUGGCCAGUGCCAAUCUGGGUCCCUUUACCGGAACGACGUAUACGCUGAGUGUCCUGGCCACAUCGGUACUGACGAUGAGUGUCCCGGCUCUUCUCCAGAAGCAUCCGGAGGUGCGUCAGCGCAGGGGCUUCCGGGCUGCUGCGGCGGCUGCUGCCACGGCAGCGGCGGGACAGAUCGCUUUUAUGACGCUGUCGCUGACGCCCAGCAUCGCCUUCGCAAACAUGCUGCCUGGGGUCACGGUUAGCGACUUCAUGCAGCCCAUGCAGAACCCGUUCAUGGUUGUGCAUCUCAUCAGUCACUCGAUGAAUCUGCCGCUGAUGAAUCUGACGCUGGGCAGGCUAGCGGGCAGAAGUGUGGCCGAUAUGAGCACCUGCCACUAUUCCACAGCGCUGUACAGCAUCUCAGUCAUCCUCUCGGCGGCGACGAAGGAAGCCUACUUCCGCUGGCCUCUGCUCAUCCUCGGUGGCCUCUGUCUGAAGAAGGGGCUCGCCGACCUCGAGGAAGUGUCGAAAUUCGUCGAAACACUGGCCCCGCGCAACCCCACGACGCAAGUGUGGACGCAGAAGCACAAGAUCUGCCCCUUUGUUGCACAUUGGGGCUUCUGCUUGCAGUAA
Symbiodinium sp. CCMP2456 is the source of this 1254-nucleotide messenger RNA. The record is from the annotation of a GenBank genome assembly. NCBI's taxonomy places the organism in Eukaryota, Dinophyceae, Suessiales, Symbiodiniaceae.